Messenger RNA from Nycticebus coucang (slow loris), 2225 nucleotides. It is a transcript of the gene MON1A, whose product is annotated as MON1 homolog A, secretory trafficking associated. Lineage: Eukaryota; Metazoa; Chordata; Mammalia; Primates; Lorisidae. Bases 414 to 2081 code for a protein of 555 amino acids. The record is from RefSeq and is a predicted model, not a curated record. The transcript has 7 exons. Gene Ontology annotation, biological process: protein targeting to vacuole; vesicle-mediated transport.
AUGCACUCCGGGAGCGGGCUGGGUCGGGCCGAACGGCUGGAGCCCGGCCUUAGCCGCGAGGGGCUUCGAGGGCUGUGUCCUUGCGCCAGCAACCGGGUGAGGGGAGGCGGGAGGGCGCGGUGCCUGUAUUGUGGCCAUGUCUGUGUACGCAGGCUGUAGUGGCCCUCCGAACCUGUGCCCUCAGGCCGGGCCCAGCCGGACACCGGUACCCCCACUGGGUUCCGGCAGAGGGCAGUGACCGGCACUCUCUGUGCGUCUUGGGCCCCCCUGAGAAACAGGAAGGCUAGGCCUCUUCUGGGGACCCUCAGCCAACUGGCCCGCAGCCGGGGAAUACAAAAAGCAAGCCCUGGAACCUAUGCUUUGGCAGGAAGGGCAAUGUCGAGUACGAGACUGUGGCCAGGAGAGCCCAAAGGAUGGCUGCUGACAUGCAGAGGAAGAGAAGCAGUGAAUAUCCUGAUGACAUAUUGGCUCCUUCUGAUGGACAGAAUGUGGAAAGAGCUGAGAGCCCCACACCAGGACUGGCCCAGGGAAUGGAGCCAGGUGCUGGGCAGGAGGGUGCCAUGUUUAUCCAUGCCCGUUCCUACGAGGACCUGACUGAGUCAGAGGAUGGGGCAGCUUCUGGGGACAGCCCCAAGGAGCAUGCUGGAGGUCCCCCACCGUUGUCUACAGACAUGCGACAGAUCAGCCAGGACUUCAGCGAGCUAAGCACCCAGCUGACAGGUGUGGCCCGGGACCUGCAGGAGGAGAUGCUGCCAGGAAGCUCUGAGGACUGGCUGGAACCCCCAGGGGCAGUUGGGCGACCAGCCACAGAGCCUCCGAGGGAGGGAACAGCUGAGGGAAAUGAGGAGGACACCACGGAGGCAUGGCGCCUGCACCAGAAGCAUGUCUUCGUGCUGAGUGAGGCAGGGAAGCCUGUGUACUCCCGUUAUGGGUCUGAGGAGGCACUUUCCAGCACUAUGGGUGUCAUGGUUGCUCUGGUGUCCUUCCUGGAGGCAGACAAGAACGCCAUCCGCUCCAUCCAUGCAGAUGGCUACAAGGUAGUAUUCGUGCGCCGGAGCCCACUGGUGCUGGUGGCAGUGGCGCGCACGCGGCAGUCAGCCCAGGAGCUGGCACAGGAGCUACUCUACAUCUACUACCAGAUCCUGAGCCUUCUUACUGGUGCACAGCUGAGCCACAUAUUCCAGCAGAAGCAGAACUAUGACUUGCGGCGCCUGCUGUCAGGCUCUGAGCGCAUCACUGACAACCUGCUACAGCUCAUGGCACGAGAUCCCAGCUUCCUGAUGGGGGCAGCCAGGUGCCUGCCCCUGGCUGCAGCCGUGCGUGAUGCUGUGAGUACUAGCCUGCAGCAGGCACGUGCGCGCAGCCUGGUCUUCUCCAUCCUACUGGCCCGCAACCAGCUCGUGGCACUUGUGCGCCGCAAGGACCAAUUCCUGCACCCCAUUGAUCUGCACCUGCUCUUCAACCUCAUUAGUUCCUCCUCUUCCUUUCGUGAGGGCGAGGCCUGGACUCCUGUGUGCCUGCCCAAGUUCAAUGCAGCUGGUUUCUUCCAUGCACACAUCUCUUAUCUGGAACCUGACACCGACCUCUGCCUGCUGCUCGUCUCUACUGACCGUGAGGACUUCUUUGCUGUCUCUGACUGCCGCCGCCGCUUCCAAGAACGCCUUCGCAAGCGCGGAGCCCACCUGGCACUGCGAGAGGCACUGCGCACGCCCUACUAUAGUGUCGCCCAAGUAGGCAUCCCUGACCUUCGCCACUUCCUCUAUAAGUCAAAGAGCUCUGGACUCUUCACCAGCCCUGAGAUUGAGGCCCCGUAUACCAGUGAAGAGGAGCAGGAACGGCUGCUGGGCCUCUACCAGUACCUGCAUAGCCGUGCCCACAAUGCCUCCCGCCCACUCAAGACCAUUUACUACACAGGCCCCAACGAGAAUCUCCUAGCCUGGGUGACAGGUGCCUUUGAGCUCUACAUGUGCUACAGCCCCUUGGGGACCAAGGCAUCAGCCGUCAAUGCCAUCCAUAAGCUGAUGCGCUGGAUUCGCAAAGAGGAAGACCGCCUCUUCAUUCUCACACCCCUCACCUAUUGAUGGAAAUGUGGGUGGGCUUAGCCCUCCUAGGCCUACUGGGCAAGGGAAGCCAUGGGAGCCUCCAGGUGGGGCAGGCCCCUCUUGCUCAGCCAGCAGGCAAGGACUGUGGGUUGGUGUGAGCAUUAAAGUGCUUUGGAGAAGACA